Fukomys damarensis (Damara mole-rat) is the source of this 1872-nucleotide messenger RNA. RefSeq names its product pleckstrin homology domain containing A8 (gene Plekha8). The transcript has 13 exons. Gene Ontology annotation, cellular component: membrane; cytoplasm; cytosol. Gene Ontology annotation, molecular function: ceramide 1-phosphate binding; ceramide 1-phosphate transfer activity. NCBI's taxonomy places the organism in Eukaryota, Metazoa, Chordata, Mammalia, Rodentia, Bathyergidae. The coding region runs from base 75 to 1403 and encodes 442 amino acids. Gene Ontology annotation, biological process: ceramide transport; intermembrane lipid transfer. The record is from RefSeq and is a predicted model, not a curated record.
UUCUCUGUGGAGGAAUACUAUCCUAUUAUGAUUCUCCUGAAGAUGCCUGGAAAGGUUGCAAAGGGAGCAUCCAAAUGGCAGUCUGUGAAAUUCAAGUUCAUUCUGUAGAUAAUACCCGCAUGGACCUAAUAAUUCCUGGGGAACAGUAUUUCUACUUGAAGGCCAGAAGUGUGGCUGAGAGACAGCGGUGGCUGGUAGCCCUGGGGUCAGCCAAAGCUUGCCUGACAGACAGUAGGACCCAGAAGGAGAAAGAAUUUGCUGAAAACACUGAAAACUUGAAAACCAAAAUGUCAGAACUAAGACUCUACUGUGACCUCCUUGUUCAGCAAGUAGAUAAAACAAAAGAAGUGACCACAACUGGAGUGUCUAAUUCUGAGGAGGGAAUUGAUGUGGGUACUCUGCUGAAAUCAACUUGCAAUACUUUUCUAAAGACCUUGGAAGAAUGCAUGCAGAUUGCCAAUGCAACCUUCACCUCUGAGCUGCUUUAUCGCACUCCCCCAGGAUCACCGCAACUGGCCAUGCUCAAGUCAACCAAGAUGAAACAUCCUGUUGUACCAAUUCACAAUUCACUGGAAAGGCAAAUGGAGUUGAACAGUUGUGAAAAUGGAUCUUUAAAUAUGGAAAUAAAUGGUGAUGAAGAAAUCCUAAUGAAGAACAAGAGCUCUUUAUAUUUGAAAUAUGCAGAGAUAGACUGUAGCAUAUCAAGUGAAGAAAAUACAGAGGAAAAUGUAACAGUUCAAGGUGAAAUAAUGAAGGAAAGUAGAGAAGAAAACUUGGGAAAUUAUGACAACAACUUGGCACAGCCUAGAUCAGACUCUUCAAGUUGCUCUCCAGAAAGCCUCUGCGAAGAAGGAAAAGAAGUCAUUCCAACUUUCUUCAGUACUAUGAAUACUAGUUUCAGUGACAUUGAACUUCUGGAAGACAAUGGCAUUCCCACAGAAGCUUUCUUGGCAUCAUGUUAUGCUGUGGUUCCAGUAUUAGAUAAACUUGGCCCUACAGUGUUUGCUCCUGUUAAAAUGGAUCUUGUUGGAAAUAUUAAGAAAGUAAAUCAGAAGUAUAUAACCAACAAGGAAGAGUUUACUACCCUCCAGAAAAUAGUGCUGCACGAAGUGGAGGCGGAUGUAGCUCAGGUUAGGAACUCAGCUACUGAAGCCCUCUUGUGGCUGAAGAGAGGUCUCAAAUUUUUAAAGGGAUUUUUGACAGAAGUGAAAAAUGGUGAAAAGGAUAUCCAGACAGCCCUGAAUAAUGCAUACGGAAAAACAUUACGGCAGCACCAUGGCUGGGUAGUUCGAGGGGUUUUUGCGACAAAGAAUCCUGAGACACAAAGCGGGGAGAUAAUAUACCCACAGUUACAGAGUAAGAACAUUUUGAAGGUUUUGGGUAUUAUUGCAAAUAAUUUUUAGAUUGCUGAUUUUUUAGAAAAUAGAUAAUGUUCAUCAUUUGAUAAGAGCCUUAUAAGUAGAAAGCUAAGUUUGUAGCUCGACUGGCCCCUUAUCCCAUCUCCCAUUCCCCAAGUCAUCACUGCUUUGGAAGAUUUAUUGAGAUUUUUGACAUGCUAAUUAGCAUAGCCAAAUUCAUUUUAGCUGAUCUUAGUUUCUCAAGAAACAACUUUUCCAUCCAAGGGAUUUGAAUCGUCAGCCAAAUAGAUUUUUAUCUUAAGACAGUUGUCUCCGGAACCCAUGUAGCAUCUGUCUCCAGCUCCAUUGCAAACCAGUUAUUAGAUCUUUUUGUUUUUUUCUUCAGCCAGACCAAACAGUUGAAUUCUAGUAUUUCUAGAGUACUGGUUUGGGUAUUGAUAGAACUAGGUUAAUAAUCAUUUUCCCUAAGAGUUUUAAAAGCAUGAUUAUAUUGUUCGCCAGCUUUGACUGCCAG